AUGUCAUCGGGGCCGCAAAUCUUGCGAAUCAAGCGGAAAAGGACAGACGAUCCAUUGCAGGCGCUGCUCGUGGAGAACCAUGGCUCGAAAAGAUCAAAGACGGCGAACUAUGUAUUCAAAUUGGCCAGGACAGACGAGUCAAACAUCGAUGUAGACGGGUCCAAGAUUCUGGAACAAGACGUGUCGAGAACUGGCCGAAAAGUGUUCAGCAUCCCAAAAAAAGACGACGAGAUUGAUCCCCAGCUGAUGGAGAUGUUGCAGGACUACCUGCGAACCAGCGACGUUAAGGAGGAACGCCACAAGCCUCCGAAAAGACGAAUGUCGAGCGCCUCUGCGGAAGUGGAAAAGCCGCCAACCCUCGUCCAGGAGGACAACGACUACGUCUACGAUGUGUAUUAUCGCGACAAGGCCGUGACAGACCAAUGGGAGAAGGACAAGAUAGGGUACAUUCAGUUUGACGAAGAUGAUAUGGAGACGCUUGACGAGCAGGAGGAGGCUGCGGAACAGACAGACGAUGAAGACUCGAAUGACGAGAACUUUUACCGGAAUGACUAUCCUGAGGACGAGGACGGGGGGUAUGAGGACAGCGAGUUCGAGGAACCCAGCGACGACCAGGACGACGAGUUCGACAUCCUGCACGACCGGCGCCGGUUCAGUGUGCAGGAUGUGCGAGAGACAGAAGGAUUGACGGAGGAGGAGGUGGAGGAACUGUACAAUAGGUUUGACGAGAGCGUGCUCGAGGACUAA
Ogataea haglerorum is the source of this 747-nucleotide messenger RNA. RefSeq lists its product as uncharacterized. The transcript has a single exon. Gene Ontology annotation, biological process: protein import into nucleus. The record is from RefSeq and is a predicted model, not a curated record. Lineage: Eukaryota; Fungi; Ascomycota; Pichiomycetes; Pichiales; Pichiaceae. The coding region runs from base 1 to 747 and encodes 248 amino acids. Gene Ontology annotation, cellular component: cytoplasm.